AUGGAGAUUCUACAUAGUUUUGAGAGGAUGUCAGGUCAAAAGAUUAAUUUGACUAAAUCUACUGCUUCCUUUAGUAGGAAUGUGAGUGGUGUUAUUCGGAAGGUUGUUUGUGCUAUUUUUAAUAUAAAUGUAGCUGUUGAGAAUAGUGUGUACUGGGGUCUCCCAAGUACAAUCGAUCGAAACAAGUCUGAUGUAUUGGGCUUUCUUAAGGAGAAGAUGAGGAAGCAUAUACAAAGAUGGAAUGGUAAACUCUUGUCGCAUGCUGGUAUAGAGGUCCUACUUUGUAAUAAAGCUCAAAGUCUUCCAACUUAUGCUAUGAGUAUUUUCCUUUUGUCUAGGAGAACAUGUCAUGAGUUGGAACAACUUAUGGCUAAUUUUUGGUAG
Messenger RNA from Cannabis sativa, 384 nucleotides. RefSeq lists its product as uncharacterized. The record is from RefSeq and is a predicted model, not a curated record. NCBI's taxonomy places the organism in Eukaryota, Viridiplantae, Streptophyta, Magnoliopsida, Rosales, Cannabaceae. The coding region runs from base 1 to 384 and encodes 127 amino acids. The transcript has a single exon.